AUGGCAUCGCUCCUGGAUCACACAGCUCGCGGUGAGACCGUCGGGUACUCCUUCUCUCAGUCGGCAGCCGCUCCCGUCAAGCAACAUGGAUUCUACCCAUACACCGACAACGGUGGCUCGACUCUAGGUAUCACCGGUUCCGACUUCGCCAUUCUCGCUGGUGACACUCGCUCGACAUCCGGAUACAAUAUCAACUCUCGCAUGGUUCCAAAGGUCUUCAAGAUCGGUGGUGAUGAUGAAACUGGCGAGGGUGCUCACAUCAUCCUGUCUGUCGUUGGCUUCGCUGCCGAUGGGAAUGCCCUCAAAGAACGUCUGGAUUCCGUGGUGAAGAUGUACAAGUACCAACACGGAAAGCCCAUGUCAGUUUCGGCUUGUGCACAGCGGCUGUCGACGAUUCUAUACCAGAAACGGUUCUUCCCCUACUAUGUUACCGCCAUUCUGGCCGGAUUAGACGAGGAAGGCAAGGGAGCUUUGUACAGCUACGACCCCGUGGGUUCGUACGAGCGGGAACAAUGCCGUGCCGCAGGCGCAGCGGCUAGCUUGAUCAUGCCUUUCCUGGACAACCAGGUCAACUUCAAGAACCAAUACAUCCCAGGGAGCGGAGAAGGACAUGCGCUUGAGGCCAAGAAGGCCGAGCCGCUUCCCCAAGACCACGUCAAGCAACUGGUCCGAGAUGCGUUCACUAGUGCGGUGGAGCGUCAUAUCGAGGUUGGUGAUAAUUUGCAAAUGAUGAUCGCUACCAAGGACGGAAUCCAGGAAGUCUAUCACCCAUUGAAGAAGGAUUAG
Messenger RNA from Penicillium argentinense, 786 nucleotides. It is a transcript of the gene prs3, whose product is annotated as proteasome core particle subunit beta 6. Gene Ontology annotation, cellular component: proteasome core complex. Bases 1 to 786 code for a protein of 261 amino acids. The record is from RefSeq and is a predicted model, not a curated record. NCBI's taxonomy places the organism in Eukaryota, Fungi, Ascomycota, Eurotiomycetes, Eurotiales, Aspergillaceae. The transcript is spliced from 2 exons.